AUGACCGGGAGCGGGUGGACGGCAGGCGGGGACUGCUCGCUACCGUAUAGCAGCGUCAAGUGCAAUGCAGAGGGAAUGGUCACGAGCCUCUCCGCCUUUCAAUUCAAGUGCGUCUCUCUCUUCCUACACGUCUCCUUGUCUGCUGGCCUACGCGCCGUCCCUUCUGCUUCCCACCAUGGCCGCAGGAACUUUUUAGAGUUGAAUCUGAACGGAUCCAUUCCCACCAGCAUCACCAACCUCACCGCACUCACUUUCUUCAAGUUGGAAUAUUCAAAUGUCCACGGGCCCGUGCCAACUGCCCUUUCUCGCCUCACUCGACUUGCUGAACUCACCCUACAUAGGAACAACUUGACCGGACCCAUUUCCGUCCUGCAUCACUUCAGCCUUCUCACCCACCUUGACCUCUCUGUUACUAACUUCUACGGGCCCAUCCCCUCUUCCAUCUCACGACUCUCUUCACUUCAGCACAUGGACCUUGCAGCAACCAAGAUUUCGGGACCCAUUCCUUCCACCGUCUCAGCACUCCAUAAACCUGGACAUUUGAUGCUAUCCAACAUCAGCAUUUCGGGGUCCAUCCCCUCUACCAUCUCCAGCCUCUCCUCUCUCACCUACUUGUCAGCGCUCUCCUCUCUCACCUACUUGUCAGCGCUCUCCUCUCUCACCUACUUGUCAGCGCUCUCCUCUCGCCCAUCCCUGCCCAAAAUUGUGUUGUGUUGUGCCAAAGCCUGCCUUUGGGUUCUGCUCGGCUGA
Closterium sp. Yama58-4 is the source of this 750-nucleotide messenger RNA. The record is from the annotation of a GenBank genome assembly. NCBI's taxonomy places the organism in Eukaryota, Viridiplantae, Streptophyta, Zygnematophyceae, Desmidiales, Closteriaceae.